CAAGAUUGCUUUUACCAUGGAUUUGGCCGACUUCCAGAUCGACAUGGAUAUGAUUCGAUCUAUGACUACAAAUCAACAACAACACCAAAACCAACAACAACAACAACAACAACAACAGCAACAGCAACAACAACAGUCUCAACAGACUCAAUCUGUACCUGUCUUUGAAAGAAUGAAUAUGAUUUUUCAAGACGAGAAUCAACAAGAUAUGCCUUUUAUGAACACGAAUUAUGCAUCAACAUCCAAACCUCCUAUCUCUCAAACUUCUACUCCAGUUUAUCAUACACAGCAAAAUGAUUAUUUUGAUCAAGAUGAUAUUCUGACACCUUUGAUCUCACCUGCCAUAACACCUUCAUUCUCUUAUCAACAAAAACUUCACAAUGGAAAUAUUAGUAAUGAUCUCGACUUUUCUCCUUUGUCUUCUCCUGCUAUGAUGCCACAACAAGAUCAAGAUUAUGCCAAUCAUCAUCAUCAUCGAACUCAUCAUCAUCAACAACAACAACAACAACAACAACAUCAACAUCAACUUCAACAGCGGUAUCAAAAUUCUUCGACAUCAAAUUAUAACUACCCUGAAAUGUCCCCUAAUCAAAUGUGUGAACAAUAUGAACAGUUAGAAAAGGCCAAGAUGAUGAUCACUCGUCGACUUUCGGAACUUCAAAAGCAACAAAUGUCUCAGGGCAACAAGAUGACACCCAAUCAAACAAGCAAAUUGGCAAGAAACUCACCCUCUUAUUUGACUGGAUUGACUGAUGAUACCAUGAACAAUCAAGAUGUCAUGUUCAGACAACCUGCGCAAUUGGAACCCGUUACUCCAGCUUCAUUGAUGAACAUGAGACAACGACAAGAUUCCGCUGAUCGACAAAAAGCCAAAAUGACAUACCCUCAAGUCACCGCCAAAGCAGCUUUGAAUGAGCUGGACUUAUCGGAUAAUUUGGAAACUAUAUCUCAACCACCACCUACGAAUGGCUCCUAUGGUCAGCAUCAACAUCAUGCCUCACCUCGUGCUCUCAAACCACUAUUGAUCAGCCCAAGCUUGACACCAGAUCGUCAUCAUCCUCAUCUUACUCCUCAUGUUGGUAGUAAUGGCUCUUCUUCUACAGUAUUAGAUGCUGAACACAUCUUAGCCACGAGAUCUAACUAUCAAAAUCUUAUGGAAGGCAAAGCAGCGGCUCUUGGUAUUGCAUUUUCAUCUCAAAUCAAAAGUGGUCUAGAAGUUCGACGUACAGCACACAAGGCUGCUGAACAAAAACGACGAGAUUCUCUCAAGGAAUGGUUCGAUCGAUUACGACGCGAAGUGGAGGAAGGUUAUGUCAAGAAAAAAUCAGGUUUAACUUCCAAGGUGAUUCGUGAACAACAACGAGAAAAGGCUUCCUCAUCUGAUCAUCAACAACAACAACAACGACAACAAGAUGGUGAUGAUGACAACAAUGAAGAUAUUGGAACUCUCAAACCUCUUUCCAAAGUACUUUUGUUACGAUACGCCUAUGAAUACAUUGCUCAUCUUAAGGAUACUUUGGCUGAACGUGAUCAAGUCAUCGAUAAUUUGAAGCACUCUCAACAAAAUGAUAACAACAAUAGUGAUAGUGGUGAUCAAGAUGAAAACGACAUGGAAGAUGAAGGUGAUGGAAAUGUUGGUGACGAUGAUGAUGAUGAUGAUGAUAUGGAAGACGCUCAAGCAACAAACAGCAACAAACAUACCGAAUAGUAACCAGUACAACCCCCUUCCUUUCUUUUAUUAUUUUUUUUUUAUUAUUAUUAUUAUUACUUAUGAUG
Molecule: messenger RNA, 1776 nt
Organism: Halteromyces radiatus
Lineage: Eukaryota; Fungi; Mucoromycota; Mucoromycetes; Mucorales; Cunninghamellaceae
Exons: 4
Coding region: 17-1708 (563 amino acids)
Molecular function (GO): protein dimerization activity
Source: RefSeq, a predicted model, not a curated record